GACUUAAAGUUAUAGAAGAUACAAAUCAAUCAAAGAUUUCGAAAGUCUUGGAUACCAAUUUAUUCAGAGAACUCCAAGGAAUCGCGGAAAGACAGAAAAUUGAAACAUGGGAAUCGUAAAUAGUAAGGAUUUCAUAUCUAGGAGAAAAGUGGAUGAAGCAACAAGCAAUUCCAGUUUAUCAAAUCUGCGUUACGUCAUAACUGAAAAGCCAAAAUGGAAAGUAUUCAAAAAGAAAGAGGUGGUACCUAUACCACAAUAUCGCCCAGUGAAAGGGUGUCCAUGUGGAAACGACGGCCCCUGCAAACAGAAAGUGACCCCUAAAGGUGUCACAAUACAUUAUCCGCAGAAAAAGAGAAAAUUCGGCAGUUUUGUACCAGAUCGACGGUAUAAGCCGCCUAAAGUCCAAAAGAGUUACCUCAGCAGUCCAAGGACAACAGUGAACAAAGUAAAAGUGGUUCGACCUAAAAAAUUCCCGACAUGGAGACUGGACAAGAUAUCAAUUAAUAAUUCACCUUUUAGCAGGACAUCCACUUCAGCAACAGCGCCGGGCGACAAUGCCGACCCAAAAAUGUGUGAUGGCGUAAGAGUGUCGACGCAUGUCACGACCCCGACCAAAGGCCGACCCGAUACGCAAGGCAACAAUGACAUUCCGUCAGGUCUCUCCAUAUCGCUGCGUACCAAACCAAAACUGCAGCAAAACCUCGCAGCCACGUAGCGAGCCAGAGAAGUGACGUUUUACAAUAUUUAUGUAAAGUUAUUUAUUACAAUA
This is a messenger RNA of Trichoplusia ni (cabbage looper), 769 nucleotides long. RefSeq lists its product as uncharacterized. The transcript has 7 exons. The record is from RefSeq and is a predicted model, not a curated record. Bases 107 to 715 code for a protein of 202 amino acids. Lineage: Eukaryota; Metazoa; Arthropoda; Insecta; Lepidoptera; Noctuidae.